AUGUCGACAGACACAACAGCAAUAGGAAAUGCUAAUGAGACGACCAACGUUCGUCGUGCUGAACCACCGGUAAAUGUCUACGUUCGUAUUCGACCAUUUAUUGGCGAUGAACUUACUCGUGGUGAAAAUCAAAAUAUGCUUUGUAUUCGUGAUGAAAAACGCAUUGCAGUUAAACUCUAUCCGACCGCGACGAACAAUAUACGACCCGCCCAAACCUCCUACAAUGAAUAUGAAGUAACACGAAUCUUCGAUCAUAAUUGUACACAACAAGAACUAUUCGAACAAAUUCUUGAACAACCAACAGAUGAAAUUUUUACCGGCUCAAAUUGGCUCUUGUGCACACUUGGUCUUACGAAUAGUGGUAAAACACAUACCAUGUUUGGCACACCAAAAGAUCCUGGUCUCAUUCCUCAAUGUUUGCAGCGCAUCUUUUUACAUGUUGGUUAUAAUAUCGAUACGAAAGUUCUCUUCAAACCAGAUGGUCUAGAAAAUUUAGUUCAAACAAACAUGAAUAAUCUUCAAGAUGAAAUUAAUUAUCGAAAAUAUAUUUUCAAAGAUGAUAAAGACGAUCGUCGACGAAAUCAUCUGCAAAAUAUCAUUCAAGAUCAACAAUCUAUUCUUGAUGACCAUUCAGUUGAAGACGAGCAUUAUUCUGUUUGGAUAUCAUUUUUCGAGUUGUACAAUGAAAAUGUUCUCGAUCUACUGGUUAAACCAAGUGCAAUGAAAAAACGCAAACCAUUGCGUUUGAUGCAGAACAGCGAAUCUACAGUCAUUAAAGAUCUCGUUCAAAUACCUGUUUUUGAUUUGAAAGAAGCUGAAGACACCAUUCGAUUUGGUUAUGCAAAUCGUGCAACAUCAAAAACGGAUCUAAACGAAGCAUCAUCACGUUCACAUGCAGUACUUUGCAUUACAUUGAUUACAUUCGAUGAAUUCGAAGAAGAACCAACUAUGAGUCAUAUGUACAUUUGCGAUCUGGCGGGCAAUGAACCGUCGACGGGUACUGGAAAACAACUAGCAGAAACAUGCAACAUCAAUACAUCCUUGAUGACAUUCAAAGAUUGUAUUCGAGUGCUUAACGAAAAUCAAACUGCAAAAAAGCAAAUGUUACUACCAUAUCGAAAUAGUGUAUUGACAAGUAUCUUUCGACCGUUCUUUAUUGGUCGAGGUCGAACUAUAAUCUGUUGUAACGUUAAUCCAUGUGCUACAUUUAUCUCGCAAACGAAUGAUCUGUUGAAAUUCAGUGCACUUGCGCAAAAGACAAUCAUUGUACCAGUGGAACCACCACAGAAAAAAGUCGUCGUUGAAUCGAAGAUCAAAGGACCAAAACGACUGGGUCAAGGUGGACGUCCAAUUGGUAUAGGCAAAAAGAAGCAUCAUCAAUCCCUAGAUAGUGAAGAUAUCGAAGAUCAAGAUGGUGUGGUACUUGACGAAGCAGGCAUACCAGUUGAUGUUCAAUCCAUUUACUAUUGGAAAUAUUGUACAAAGAAAGCAAUGGACCUUUUGCAAAAACAAGCAAAUAAUCGACGCUUGUUUCUUGUUCAACGACAUGAGGAACGUACCAAGGCUAUCGAACAUAUUCUUUGCCAACGUACGCAAAUUGCUCAAUUAAAUACAGAGAAACAAGCAGCUAAUCAACAAAUAGAUUCAUUGAAUAAAAUAAUUCGUUCUGAACAAGAAAAUACGAAACAGGUGAAAGUGAAAUCUCAAGAAACUGAGAAAAAAUAUCAUGAUCUGUCGAAGAAGUUCACUCAAACUAAUCAAGAUAACGACACAUUACGUUCACGUCUGAAAACUCUGCAACAAAAGUUCGAUAGUCUAAACACUGAAUACAAUACCAUCCUUGAGCAAAAUCGUCAACAUGAACAAGAGCAAUUCAAUGCUAAAACUCAACAUAACGAAAAAAUCAAACAUUUGAAACAUGAAUACGAACAAGAAAGACUGGAUAAACUUCAAAAAGAUAAACUUAUCGAACAAUUAAACGAAAAAAUUCGCUCCGAACAAAACCAAAACGAAAAGAUUCAACAAGAAUCAACACAACUGAAACAAGAUUUAAAAGUUAUUCACGCUAAGUAUGAUACAUUACAAAUGGAACUACUGCAAUUACGCGAAGAAAAAACCAAAGAACCUAUUGUGGUUAUCGAACCUUUACCCUCCCAUCCACCCGCGCCAACACCCGUACCCGCCACAACCACAACAAGAUUGAUUCGAUCAAAACGAAGUGCUCAUGAAGAGGAUACACAAGAUAACAAGAAGCCCAAACAUGGAACACCAGAUCGACCAGCAGGCAAUAGUGGUUUGGCUAGUAAGCCGAGUACGAGAAAAAUACCGUCGAGAACGAAUCUUGACGAUGAACGUAAACCGACGCCGCCUACUCUUGCUAAAGAUGUUAAAACAAAGAGCGCUUCAAUUUUGAAAAAACGACCAUUGGCACCCUCGAAUAGUGCUGAUUCUCCUAUGCUAACAGCCAAGUCAGGUACCAAUUCAACAACAUCACCAGUUGACCUUCACCCACUUGUUCAACCUUCACCGGCGAUUUCAACUACAAUGAGUCCAAAACCAUCAACUAUUCAACGUAUUCAAUCAUUCUUUCGUCAUACACCUCCAUCCAAUCGUAUUAUCAAUCAACUGAAAACAACUUCGGCCGGUAUCGCAUGUGGUCCAUCGUCACCCCUACCCGCUAGUCCUAUAACUAUUCUACAAAAACCGUCAUUAGCUAUGAGAAAACAAACUCCCAAAAGACGCUACAAACUGCGAAGUCGUGUCAAUUCCAAUCAAUAA
Adineta ricciae is the source of this 2778-nucleotide messenger RNA. The record is from the annotation of a GenBank genome assembly. NCBI's taxonomy places the organism in Eukaryota, Metazoa, Rotifera, Eurotatoria, Adinetida, Adinetidae.